UGGGCCUCUUUAGAGGUCUCGCCCCAGCGGUUGAAGGCGGAGAGGCAUCCUAGGGCGAACGACGACAUGGCAGCUGUGAUGCUUCGGCGCGGAGGCCCGGUGCUCCAGGGCUUUUCCCGCUGCUUUUGGAGAGCACAACACGCCAAAGCCCACCCAAAUCAGACCACGGGCCUGGGAUUUAGCUUCGAGCUCACGGACCAGCAGAAAGAGUUCCAAGAGACGGCCCGCAAGUUCGCCCGAGAAGAGAUCAUUCCCGUGGCGGCCGAGUAUGACCGGACCGGAGAGUACCCCGUGCCCCUCAUCAAGAGGGCUUGGGAACUCGGCCUCAUCAACUCGCACAUCCCGGAGAGCUGUGGUGGCCUCGGACUCGGCAUCUUUGACGCUUGCCUCAUUACCGAAGAACUGGCGUAUGGCUGCACGGGCGUUCAGACCGCCAUCGAGGCCAAUUCUCUGGGGCAAAUGCCGGUCAUCCUGGCAGGCAACGAGCAGCAGCAGAAGAAGUACCUGGGGAGGAUGGUGGAGCAGCCCAUGAUGUGUGCUUACUGUGUGACAGAGCCUGGAGCCGGCUCCGAUGUGGCUGGCUUACAGACCCGAGCGGAGAAGAAAGGCGACCAGUAUGUCAUCAAUGGUCAGAAGAUGUGGAUAACCAAUGGAGGGAAGGCCAACUGGUAUUUCCUUCUGGCUCGGACCCACCCUGAUCCCAAGGCCCCUGCUAGUAAAGCCUUUACUGGAUUUAUCGUAGAGGCAGAUACCCCGGGAAUCCAGAUUGGAAGAAAGGAGCUAAACAUGGGCCAGCGAUGCUCCGACACCAGAGGGAUCGUCUUUGAAGAUGUGGUCGUGCCCAAAGAGAAUGUCCUCAUUGGAGAAGGAAAUGGUUUCAAAAUUGCAAUGGGUGCUUUUGAUAAAACCAGACCUCCAGUUGCCGCUGGUGCCGUGGGGCUUGGACAGAGAGCCUUGGAUGAAGCUACCAAGUAUGCCUUGGAGAGGAAGACGUUUGGAAGGCAUCUCGUGGAGCACCAAGCAGUGUCCUUUUUGCUGGCUGAAAUGGCCAUGAAGGUUGAGCUGGCCAGACUGAGUUACCAGCGAGCGGCUUGGGAAGUUGACAUGGGUCACCGGAAUACCUAUUAUGCUUCUAUUGCAAAAGCAUUUGCUGGGGACAUUGCAAAUCAGCUAGCCAGCGAUGCCGUGCAGAUUUUUGGAGGCAACGGAUUUAAUAGCGAAUAUCCGGUGGAAAAGCUCAUGAGAGACGCCAAAAUUUACCAGAUCUACGAAGGCACGGCUCAAAUCCAGAGGCUCAUCAUAGCUCGGGAGCACAUCAGCAAGUACAAGAACUGAGGACUCUGCAGGCCUGUCACCGGCUGCUGGAAAGGGGAAAAGACUUGAAUGUGUUUCUUGAUGAAAUGAGAAAACAUGAGAAACGAUUUGCUGAACCUACAAGAGGUGGCGGCGGCACUUCUCUACCUUUGCCUCCCUCUUGCCUUGUGUGGAUGGAGAAAUUUGGGGCUUCAUUAAAGUAUUCGUGUCUUCUU
Gracilinanus agilis (Agile Gracile Mouse Opossum) is the source of this 1529-nucleotide messenger RNA. It is a transcript of the gene ACADM, whose product is annotated as acyl-CoA dehydrogenase medium chain. Gene Ontology annotation, molecular function: flavin adenine dinucleotide binding; medium-chain fatty acyl-CoA dehydrogenase activity. The transcript is spliced from 12 exons. The coding region runs from base 67 to 1335 and encodes 422 amino acids. Gene Ontology annotation, biological process: fatty acid beta-oxidation; medium-chain fatty acid catabolic process. Lineage: Eukaryota; Metazoa; Chordata; Mammalia; Didelphimorphia; Didelphidae. Gene Ontology annotation, cellular component: mitochondrion. The record is from RefSeq and is a predicted model, not a curated record.